CCCCGGGAGCGCCCGGCCCCGGCUCCGGGCCCGGCCCCGGCUCCGGCCCCGCGGGCCCCGAAGACUCGUCCGACAGCGAGCCCGAGCCCGAGCCGGGCUCCCCGCAGAAGCUGCUGCGCAAGGUGUCCACGUCCGGCCAGAUCCGGCACAAGACAAUCAUAAGAGAGGGGAUGCUGAUGAAGCAGACAAGCUCUUUCCAACGCUGGAAGAGAAGGUACUUCAAACUUCGAGGACGGACCCUGUACUACGCAAAAACUGCCAAGUCAAUCAUUUUUGAUGAAGUGGAUCUAACUGACGCGAGCGUGGCUGAAUCUAGUACCAAAAAUGUUAACAACAGUUUCACGGUGAUCACUCCAUGCCGGAAGCUCAUCUUGUGUGCAGACAACAGGAAAGAGAUGGAAGAUUGGAUCGCAGCCCUGAAGACCGUGCAGAACCGAGAGCACUUUGAGUCCACCCAGUAUAGUAUGGACCAUUUCUCGGGCAUGCACAACUGGUACGCCUGCUCCCACGCGAGGCCCACGUAUUGCAAUGUGUGCCGCGAGGCGCUGUCUGGAGUCACAUCCCACGGGCUGUCCUGCGAAGUGUGCAAGUUCAAAGCCCACAAGCGCUGCGCUGUGCGGGCAACCAACAACUGCAAGUGGACGACGCUGGCUUCCAUAGGGAAGGACAUCCGAGAGGACGAAGAUGGGAUCUCGAUGCCCCAUCAGUGGCUGGAAGGAAACCUCCCUGUGAGCGCCAAGUGCACUGUGUGUGAGAAGACGUGUGGAAGUGUCCUUCGGCUGCAGGACUGGCGCUGCCUGUGGUGCAAGGCCAUGGUCCAUACGUCGUGCAAAGAUUCGUUACUGGCCAAGUGCCCCCUGGGUCUGUGUAAAGUGUCUGUCAUUCCCCCGACCGCCCUGAACAGCAUUGAUUCUGAUGGGUUCUGGAAAGCCUCGUGUCCCCCAUCUUGUACCAGCCCAUUGCUGGUCUUUGUCAAUUCCAAAAGCGGAGACAACCAGGGAGUGAAGUUUCUGAGAAGAUUCAAACAGCUGCUGAACCCAGCCCAGGUCUUUGACCUCAUGAAUGGAGGACCCCACCUUGGUUUGCGUUUAUUCCAGAAGUUUGACACUUUCCGGAUCCUGGUGUGUGGUGGGGAUGGGAGUGUUGGAUGGGUCCUCUCUGAGAUCGACAGCCUCAGCCUUCACAAACAGUGUCAGCUGGGAGUGCUGCCCCUCGGGACAGGAAACGACCUGGCUCGCGUGUUGGGCUGGGGCUCAGCCUGCGACGACGACACUCAGCUCCCCCAGAUCUUGGAGAAGCUGGAGAGAGCCAGCACCAAGAUGCUGGACCGGUGGAGCAUCAUGGUGUAUGAAACCAAACUCCCUCGACAGGCAUCAUCUUCCACGGUGACAGAAGACUUCAGUGAGGACUCGGAGGUCCAGCAGAUUCUCAUCUAUGAAGACUCGGUGGCUGCCCACUUGUCCAAAAUCUUGACCUCGGAUCAGCAUUCUGUGGUCAUCUCCUCCGCCAAGGUGCUUUGUGAAACAGUGAAGGACUUUGUGGCACGAGUCGGGAAAGCAUAUGAGAAAACAACAGAGAGCUCCGAAGAAUCCGAAGUCAUGGCCAGGAAGUGCUCUGUGCUCAAAGAGAAGCUGGACUCUCUCCUGAAGACGCUGAAUGAGGAGUCUCAAGCUUCCUCCUCCCUGCCCAUCCCUCCUCCCACCAUUGCAGAAGAGACGGAAGAUGGUGACGGCUCCGGCGGAGUGUGCACCUCCUCCACCGACCGCUCCAUCGCCUCGGCCUGCCCGGCGCGGCCUCAGAUCUUCCGGCCUCGGGAGCAGCUCAUGCUAAGAGCCAACAGCCUGAAGAAGGCGAUCCGUCAGAUCAUAGAACAUGCAGAGAAAGCUGUUGACGAGCAGAAUGCCCAGACGCAGGAGCAGGAAGGCUUCAUCCUGGGGCUCUCUGCCACUGAGGAGGGCAAAGAGCCCAAGGCCACGGACAAGCCUUCCCUGCAGUCAUCUCACGGAGGGAAUGGCGGCGUGUCGAGAGGGAGGAGCCACCGCAAAGUGUCCAAAUCCCCUUGUGAAAAGCUAAUAAACAAAGGAAGUUUGUCGCUGGGUAGCUCAGCAUCGCUUCCUCCCCAGACGGGAAACCGCGACGGCUUGCCAAUGCUGAACACAAAGAUCCUGUACCCAAAUACUGGUUCCUUGCCAGGGGGUUCAGUCAUCAGUCGUUUGCUCAUCAAUGCAGAUCCCUUUAACACGGAACCAGAAAACUUAGAGUGCUACACGGAGAAGUGUGUCAUGAAUAACUAUUUUGGAAUCGGGCUUGAUGCGAAGAUCUCCCUGGAUUUCAAUAACAAGCGUGAUGAGCACCCAGAGAAAUGCAGGAGCCGGACCAAGAACAUGAUGUGGUACGGAGUCCUGGGCACGAAGGAACUGCUGCAUCGCACCUACAGGAACUUGGAGCAGAAGGUCUUGCUGGAGUGUGACGGGCGCCCCAUCCCGCUGCCCAGCCUUCAGGGCAUCGCUGUUCUCAACAUUCCCAGCUAUGCCGGAGGCACCAACUUCUGGGGAGGCACCAAGGAAGAUGAUACAUUCACAGCCCCGUCCUUCGAUGACAAGGUCUUGGAAGUGGUGGCCGUCUUUGGCAGCAUGCAGAUGGCUGUCUCCCGGGUCAUUAAUCUGCAGCACCACCGGAUUGCCCAGUGUCGGACUGUGAAAAUCGCCAUCCUGGGUGACGAGGGCGUCCCCGUGCAGGUGGAUGGAGAGGCCUGGAUCCAGCCCCCCGGCUACAUCCAAAUAGUCCACAAGAACCGGGCGCAGACUCUGACGAGGGAUCGGGCCUUCGAAAGCACUCUGAAGUCUUGGGAAGAUAAGCAGAAAGGUGAGCUCUCGCGCCCGCCUUCCUUCUCCCUGCACCCAGAGAUCAUGUCUGAAGAGGAGUCCAGCCAGAUGCACCAGUUUGGCCAGGCAGCGGGGGCUCUCAUCCACAGCAUCCGGGAAAUAGCUCAGUCUUGUCAGGACAUGGAGCCGGAGCUGGCCCACGCCGUCAAUGCCAGCUCUAAAUCAAUUGAUAGAGUCUAUGGGAAAUCCAAGGCUGCCGAGGGUCUGAACUGCACUUUUGUCCUGGAGAUGGUGAAUAACAUUCGCGCUCUCCACAGUGAGACGGAGCUGCUGCUCACUGGGAAGAUGGCCUUGCAGCUUGAGCCGCCCCACAAGGAGCAGCUCCGGACAGCCCUGGCUGACAUGGACCUUCAGCUGAGAAAGCUGGUGGACAUCCCCUGGCUGUGGCAGCUCAUGGAGCCCAGUGACGACGAGAAUCCCGCAACGCUGGACUUCUCCAAACGUGGCCGCAGCGGCAAGUUCCGCCUCGUGACCAAAUUCAAAAAGGAGAAGAGCAGCAAGAACAAAGAAAUCCGCAGCGGCGGCAGCGGCACCAGCCUCCCGGUUCACCUCUGGGGCACGGAGGAGGUUGCGGCCUGGCUUGAGCACCUCAGUCUUUGUGAGUAUAGAGAUAUCUUCAUCCGCCACGACAUCCGGGGCCCCGAGCUCCUGCAGCUCGAGCGGAGGGACCUCAAGGACCUCGGGGUGACCAAGGUGGGCCACAUGAAGAGGAUCCUCCACGGAAUCCGGGAGCUGAACCGGAGCCCCCCUGCCAGCGAGGCCUAGCGGGCGUCUUCACGGCCUGCGCCUGCUCCUCCUCCCCCAACUGAAGCAUCAGCCGCGGGGGCUGCCCCCCCCCCGCCUGCCUCCCCGGACUUCUCUCAUGGUGCUACAGCUCGUCCGGAGAACCCCGCCCCCAAUGGGGGGCACUCCUGAGUGCUCCCUCCAGUCCCCGGGCAAGUCUUAACCACCACAACACAGCUACCUUCCAAGCCAAGGCCCGGCAUCCUCAUAGCUCCUGGAGCCUCCACCCCAGGCCGAGCUCGCAGCUUCCAGGGACGCUGGGGCUGGGUCUUGUCCCAUGUGCUCCGGGGUCAGCAAAUGGCAGCUGGAGCAACCCUCGGCUCCAAGCAGGAAAGCAGCAACCUCGCACCCUGGCCUUGGCCCGCGGAUGGAGCGAGCCUUUGUGCUUGUUCUUGACUCCUCCGGAGGCGUCCGGUGUGACUGGUCCCCUUUGACAGGUCAUGCAUGUGAGGCCGACUCUCAGAAACCAUUCUCACUCCUCCUCCCCCCACCAGCUUGCCGGUGCAGACCACCCUCGAGGACUUGCAGUGCUCUCUUGUGGGCUGAAAGUGCUGGGGUCUUUCUUGUCUCAGUCACCAUUUACUGAGCAUAGAAAUGCUUUUUUCCAGUGACACCCAAAGAGGCUGUUUUUCCUGGGGGUAGGAAGAGAAGCAUGUGCCUCGCCCCCUGUUCCAUCCACCCCAUCACUGUGGCUCCUUUGUCUCCUUCAUCUUUCACGAGAUCGCACUCUUAGGAGGGUCACAGAUCCACAAAUUCUAUCCCACCAAUAUUUAUUUAGCGGCUUUACCGGAUGCAAGGGGUGUUGUGCUCGGUGCUGGGCAUCCGAAGAUGGUCCCCGUCCUCGCGGAGCCAACGAGGCAGAUGGGAGCAGAGUCCAGCCACGUCUGGCGCCAAAGGGCUAGACGGGAGAGCGUGUCUGCGCUCUCCUUGUGGCUAGCAAAGCUGCUCUGGGAACUUCCCAGGUUACUUGAUUGUCACAGAUCAGUAAUGGAGCCUGUGCAGUAAUUGCUGUUGAGAAAAUGAAUGAGCAGAAGCGACCGAAAGCCCCGGCAGGUGAGGAGGAAUGAGCUGCGUGUUGGGUAGCUGGGCCUCAGAUCCUGUGGUUCUAGGAUAGUUGGUAGCACAUAACGGAGCCCAGAGGCCCCGAGAUCAGCCGGCAUUUGGGAGGCCUUCCAGGGCACCCUGCACCCCUUCUCAGAAGCCUGGUCUAAAUACAAGCGGAGGAUUUCAAAGGAAACCAGUUACACUGAAAGUCACUGAAAUACCUGUGUUCACAGACCACAGGUUAAAGCCCCCAUAUUUUACAGAGCAGGAAACCAAGGCUGCCCAGAGACCCUUCAUCAACAUCCCGCUCUGGGUUCACGGGUGGGCUUGGGACCCUACAACUAGCCCAUAUAAUAGAAGGAGGGCCCACCCGCCCUGCCACCCCAGGGCUUGCCAGGGUCCCCUUCUUCACACACUCUCCUGUGGCGUUCAGCUUAUUCUGUGCCAUGUCCUUCUGUCGAAUAACAGCCUUGGCCCACAGGGAGCAACGGUUGCAACUCUUUCCCCCAAGCCUUGAGUGGGGAGGGGGCUCUGUAUACCAGUGGCCUUUGAGCAGGUCCUAAAGGGCUGAUAUCUUUGGAUUAGAAUCCUGUGCUAGUGGGGCAGCUAGGUGGCGCAGUGGAUAAAGCACCGGCCCUGAAUUCAGGAGUUCCUGAGUUCAAAUCCGGCCUCAGACACUUGACACUUACUAGCUGUGUGACCCUGGGCAAGUCACUUAACCCCCAUUGCCCCGCAAAAAAAAAAAAAAAAAAAAAAGGAAUCCUGUGCUAGGUAUUCCUAAGUGUGCACACAGACACACAGACACACACACACACCACCAAAAAGCGUGACCAACUUGGCCAACAGGAUGGGCAGCAGCAGGCCCCCAGCCUCAUGAGCCACGCUGUCUGCCAGCUUUUCCUCUUGGGCCCAGAUCUCAGUCCUUUGCUGGGCCUCAGACCUUCCAUCCCAAAGCCACAAUUUAUCAGACCCACGGCACCUAAAAUUAGGCCAAAUGACAAGCAUCCAAGUUUUGGGAAACGUCAGACUUCCUGCGGGAGUGUCUGAUACCUUGUAGGGAUUCCAGCGUAGCCCCAGACACGCUGCUCCCCCCACUAGGGAGGUUGGGGAUGGUCCCUCUUUGCUUCUGUGUGUUCAGCACAGGUGCCCCAACCACUGGGCUUUCCUAUGGUGGUCACCUCUGGUAAAGGAGUCGGCAGGGCCGGGGUAUACUUGCCCAGCCUGCCUACCAGGGUGAUCUGAAGGAAGGUCUUUAAAUGUGAAUUCUUCUCUCUUGGUACUGAAAGCAGAGUUGAAUUGAUUCAAGUUCCACUUAGAGAAAUUUUUUCUAGAAAAUCUGCCGUGGCUAAAUGAAGGUAGAACUUGGAAGGCCAAAGCAGAAGAGGCCGUGGGGCUCUGGAGUGUUCUGUGUACCCAGAAGCCGGGCAGGCUGCUUGGGCCUCAGCUCCCUCUCCUGGACAAUGAGAGUCAGGCUCCAGGCCUUCUAAGGUCUUUGAUGGCUCUUAACCCUGUGACCCCUUGACAGGGAGACAUGUCCGCAUGUUGAGGAUUUCUAAGCAAGCAGAGCUCUUGUUCCCCUUCCCGUGCCCAAAGCAGCAUUUGUCUGGGGCACGGUCACGGCCUCCGUCUCUCCAACCAGCCAUCCUCCUGCCGUUUGGUUUGUGGAAAGGGUGUGAUGGGAGGAGGCGGCCGAAGCAGAGACAGGCCCUUUCUUGGCCAGCAGGCGGGCGUGCCCAUGACUGUCUGGUCCAUGGCUUGGCCAAGUCCCUUGGCUUUCUUCCCUUGUGCAGUCUCCAUAGUGGUCACUUCACACAUGGGCAUCUCCACUGAGAAAGAGACAAGUCAGUUUGACCACCCUUGUGGGAAGAGACAGGAAAUUUAAAAAUAAAAACAGAAACAAAGUGAGAUUUUCCCAUUCUGAGUCAAUCUCAGUUCCCUGCUUUCUCAGUAGAGAUGGACAUCUCAUUGCCCCUUAGCAUCACAUCAGUUAUGGAAGUGUCAGCUAUAAAGGUGCCCUUCAGGGCUGUCACUGGAGCCGUGUGUGGCUGGGCCUAGUUGGGGAGAUCGCCUACAGUGAGAAGGAGCUGGCAGGACACUGUCCAGGGCCCGUACAAUAUACAAGAGCCUGCCCUUGGUGGAUUAUUAGCAAAUGAUCUGUCAGGCCCUGCCACUUAGAGCCAAGCCCGGCACAUCCCCCUCUUCCAGAGCAGCCUCCACUCUCCCUCCUCCUGGGCCUCUCGCUCACUGCCCUGUGUGCUUCUGUUCCUGCUGCCUCGGUUUACAUUGGUCUGCAGGCCACUAGACUACCUGGAGCCCCCUCUUGGAGAUGCUUGGGCAAGGCCCACAGACCUUUCUGUAAAGCCUGUAUUCCAGGCUUUGCAUCCAGACCCUUCCAGCAGCAGCUUUGAUCCAGCCCUCAUCUCUCCGUCAGACGUGAGGCUGGCCCCCACCCUCGUCUCCCUGCCCAUCCCUGUCCAAAACAAGGCACGCAUUAGUCAGACCUAAUUGUUCUCAGUAAUCUCACACUGGCAUGGCAGGCCUGUGUUCCUUUUCAUUACCGAUGCAUUUUAUUAUGACAUCCCAGUCACUUCUGAAUGUCCUCUGCAGCUGCUGCCCGGCACCCUUCUCUUACAACAGACAUUGACAGAAACCACGUAUGUGGCAUUCUGUGCCCAUGGUUCCCCACCUCUGCACUGGAGGGAGGGGCUGUGGCCAAGUUUAGCCAUUAGAGUCACAAAGCAGUUCACAUCAGCUGAAUCUGGGUGUGUUUGCUGUGUUCCCCGCUCUAGCCCACCUUGCUGAGGAAGGAGGGAGGGGUGCAUCCUCUUCUCUUCUGGGGGGGAUUCCCAUUCACAUUGUGGGUAUCUUUUUCUUGGGUCUGCUUCCCUCCCUCCCCAUCUUCUCUGAACUCAUCAUAUUCAUCGUCACUUUAUAGAGCGCCAAUGUCCCAUGAUGUGCCACAGUGUGCUGAGCCUUUCUCCCCACUGCUGAUGGGCACCUCCCACCAGAAAAAAGGCCAGCCCUGGCUCUUUGGGGUGCCUGAGCCCCCCUUCUGACUCUCCCUCAUCCCCUUGUCCUGAGGGUCCUGUUUGAGAUCAUGUCAGGGUGAGCCAUCUUUUUGCUUAUGCAGAUCCCAGCCACUCUGGGCAGCUCCAGCCUGUCCCGGGGCCUCUGACCCCUGUCUCUAUUUCUGAAGUUGAGCUUGCUUGCCGAGGAUAAUAGAAUCUCCUUUUUUCUUCCUUUUCUGCGCGUUUCCCCGUCCUCCCUAGUUUUCAAAUGCCCUGCAUCAAGAAGAUAGUAGUUUAGCAAUUCUGCUCUUUCAGGAUUUGGGGGUGUGGCUCCUGCUCGCUCUCCCAGGAGUGGAUU
This is a messenger RNA of Dromiciops gliroides (monito del monte), 8078 nucleotides long. It is a transcript of the gene DGKD, whose product is annotated as diacylglycerol kinase delta. The coding region runs from base 171 to 3650 and encodes 1159 amino acids. Lineage: Eukaryota; Metazoa; Chordata; Mammalia; Microbiotheria; Microbiotheriidae. Gene Ontology annotation, biological process: lipid phosphorylation; intracellular signal transduction; diacylglycerol metabolic process. The record is from RefSeq and is a predicted model, not a curated record. Gene Ontology annotation, molecular function: protein homodimerization activity; ATP-dependent diacylglycerol kinase activity; protein heterodimerization activity. The transcript is spliced from 30 exons.